AGAUGGCGGGAGGGGGGGAGUGAGUGGAGAAGAUCGCGGUCAGUGCGAAGCUGAAGCCAGAGGACCAGUUCAAGGCUGAGGGCAAUACUGGCAUCAGUUAAGGGCAUUAAACCUUUUCCAUAUAUGACAUCUUGAUCAAGAGUGGAUCCCUGUAUUAAUACCUGUGUUGGAAGUACACUUUUGCAUUGCAAUAAACUUCUAUGGGCAUACAUAAGGAUCUUAUUAUAACGGUGUUUGCGCAAGCUUGGAUGGUGCCAGCUAAGUGGUUUCAAGCUGUUUUACCACUCGCACCUCAUGGGUCCUUGUGCUGUUGACUUAGAUAAAGUGGUACAUCAGUAGAACGAUUGGCCUAUUUGACUGCAAAGCACCAAAACCAUCUGGAAAUAUUGUUCUCAAGUGUGCUGGACAGUUGGGAUUCAAUUUUGUGUCUGGAAUCUUCCAUUCUUGCUAUGUCUUCUGUUGUGUGAGGAGAUGCUUCCUGAAUGUGGCUGAGCCUGCAGCUACCAGAAUAUGCCUCAGGGGGGCUGUCCUGCCAAAGCCACGGACCGCGUGAGGGAGCCACCCACCACCGGCCCCGGGAGGCAUGGUUACAACCUUCAAGAUCGCUGUGCUCGGAGCCCAGGGGGUGGGAAAGACAGCUAUUGUGCGGCAAUUCAUGUACAACGAAUUCAGCGAGGCCUGUGUCCCUACCAAGGGUCGCCGUGUCUUCCUGCCUGCUGUUGUCAUGAAUGGCCAUGUCCACGAAUUGCAGAUCAUGGACUUUCCUCCUAUAACCUCUUUCCCGGUCAACACUUUACAGGAGUGGGCAGAUUCAUGUUGCCGGGGGCUCAGAAGUGCACAUGCCUACAUACUGGUUUAUGACAUCUGCUGCUUUGACAGCUUUGAAUAUAUUAAGACCCUGAGGCAGCAAAUCUUGGAGACAAGAGUAAUUGGUACCAAUGAAACCCCCAUUAUUAUAGUGGGUAACAAACGUGACCUUCAGAGAGGCCGUGUCAUCCCUCGAUGGAAUGUGUCCCAUCUGGUAAAGAAAACCUGGAAAUGUGGUUACAUUGAAUGCUCAGCCAAGUAUAACUGGCAUAUACUGCUGCUCUUUAGUGAACUACUCAAGAGUGUAGGCUGUGCAAGAUGCAAGCACGUGCAUGCUGCGAUACGCUUCCAGGGAGCACUGCGCCGCAACCGAUGCUCUAUUAUGUGAAGAUAUAUUCUCUACAUAGGGCUGUCUUAUUUGUGAAGCCAUCAAACAUUAUCGGGUUGAUAAGCUUAGGAGCAUCUUUCAGUCCAAAAAAAAGGACUAUUGGAUAUCAGAGAAUCUGUCCCAGACUUGUAUGUCAAUUGGUGGAUUUGAAUAACAAUUAGAAGAAUUUCAUUGGGGUAUCAGUGUGAAUGGACAGCUCCUCCUAAUCCUAGUCAUUUCUGUGCAGAACUGAAACUGUCUCCUUGCAGCACAGAAAAACAGCCUAAAUUUGGAACAUCAGGUGCUGAUCCUGAAAUUGAAAUUCUCUGAUAUGUUUUCCUCGGCUUGAAAACUCUUGGUGAUAAAGAAGUAGCUUCUGUUACACAGGAUACAGCUAUAUACAAUGAACUUAUUGUCGGUCAAGAUAAAUGCAGUAUAAUACUAAACUUCUCAGGCAGAUGGGCCCACGAUGUCACUUCCUAUAAUGAUGGGUCGCCAUCUUGUUAUCAGCUUUGGCUGCACUCAGUCUCACUCUUCCUAUAUUUGUUUCUGUGGAUGUAUCAAAAUAUCAAUAGCCCAAGAAAUGCUAAAGUGGCCACAGUAUGGGAAUUUUCAUAAUUUUCCUACAUAUCACAUAUAGAUCUAGUUAUGGGCUCUGCAUUCUUCAGCUGCUGCCCUAGCUUUUUUGUUGCUAGAUAUAAUUUUUAUUCAUAGAUACCAAGUAGGCUCCAAUAACAUACACAAGAAUAUAUCCACUUUAGCGUGAAAGACCCACUUUGAUAAGGAAGUCCUGUUUGAGUGUCUGUCUUGUAUAUUUUAUUUGGGAGCCAGAGAUAAAAUAGCAUAUGAAAGCUGAUGUGCUCAGCAGGGCAGAGGGUAAUAUAUGUGUAUUUAACUGUGAAGUUUCUUUAUUUUAAUCUAAAGUCUCCUAUUUAAAUGUCCUUGUAGAGAUCUCAUUGUAAUAGCAAAAACUCAAUAAUUGCAGAUCGGAAAGCAAAAGGUAAUUUGUGAUGGCUUCCAAAAUCAUUGUCUGUAUCAUUAGCUCUGUGUUCUUUCCCCUGUCAUGUGCUGUGGAUUGUUACAGCUUAUGUUUUGCUAUUUUUUCCUUUAUUGUUUCUUGUGUUGAUACCAGGACUGGCAACCCAUUGGGACCACAGCUGUUACAGAACUAUUCUUCCAAAGGCUCCUGGAGGAAGAGUUUUACAACUGUUAGAGCACCUAAGGUUUUCUAUGUCUAGCCUACACUUAAUAAUGACCAUGGCAGUGAAGAAUUGAUAUAUAAGGGUCACUGUGAACAAAUGACUGGUCUGGCAUCAUCUGCACAUUGGGAAUUCAAUAAGAAGUUGUUAUUAAUAAAAACUUAUGUGGUUAUUCCUAAAAUUAAAAUAUAUGACCAUUACUAUAAUAUAAAGUGAGAUCAACCUUCAGUUUCUUUAAUGUGGCCACAUAAAAAUGUGCUUCAAUAUCUUUUUAUUUGUGGAAAAUUGCUUUUUAUUUCUUACUGCUGUUUUAGCACAAAAGGGAAUUUUUCUGCUUAAUAAAAAGAUAAAACUUCCUUGUUA
Molecule: messenger RNA, 2736 nt
Organism: Xenopus tropicalis (tropical clawed frog)
Lineage: Eukaryota; Metazoa; Chordata; Amphibia; Anura; Pipidae
Gene: rasl10b
Product: RAS like family 10 member B
Exons: 5
Coding region: 584-1195 (203 amino acids)
Cellular component (GO): endomembrane system; plasma membrane
Molecular function (GO): G protein activity; GTP binding; GTPase activity
Source: RefSeq, a predicted model, not a curated record